Molecule: messenger RNA, 5796 nt
Organism: Schistosoma margrebowiei
Lineage: Eukaryota; Metazoa; Platyhelminthes; Trematoda; Strigeidida; Schistosomatidae
Source: the annotation of a GenBank genome assembly
AUUGUAACACAGUUGAGUGCUUUCUUCAAUGUGUGUCCUAUCCACUUCCAGCGCUUUUUCCUGAUUUCUCCCUCCGCUGGGAUCUGCUUUGUUCUCUCCCACAGUACGUUGUUGCUAAUAUUGUCCGGCCAAUGGAUCUGAAAUGAUUGCUUUCGUAGUUCUUCAGGUUUCCGCCCCAUACAGUAGAACUGUCUUGACAUUUGUAUUGAAAAUCCUGAUCUUGGUGUUGAUUGACAGUUGCUUUGAGUUCCAGACGUUCCUCAGUUGUAAAUAUGCUGCUCUUGCUUUACCGAUCCGCGCCUUCACAUCUGCAUCAGAUCCACCGUGUUCAUCAAUGAUGCUGCCCAAAUAUGUAAAGGUUUUUACAUCUUCCAAAUCUUCUCCGUCAAUUGUGAUUGGAUUGGUGCAUGCUGUGUUGUAUCGGAGAACCUUACUCUUCCCUUUGUGUAUAUUGAGACCUACUGCUGCUGAGGCUGCUGCUACACUGUUCGUCUUCUCCUGCAUUAGUUGUUGUGUUUGGGAUAGAAGGGCCAGAUCAUCUGCGAAGUCUAGAUCGUCUAACUGCAUCCUAAAUGUCCAUUGUAUCCCGCGUUUCCCUUCAGAUGUUGACGUCUUCAUGAUCCAGUCGAUCACUAGGAGAAAGAGAAAGGAUGAGAGUAAGCAACCUUGCCUGACACCGGUCUUUAUUUCGAACGACUUUGUCAACUGUCCUCCAUGCACGAUUUUCCAUUUUAAUCCGUCAUAUGAACUCUGUGUGAUAUUGACUAUCUUCUGAGGCACGCCAUAGUGUCGAAGAAGCUUCCAUAGUGUUGUUCUGUCCACGCUAUCAAAUGUCUUUUCGUAGUCAAUGAAGUUGAUGUAGAGUGAUGAAUUCCAUUCAAUUGAUUGUUCCACAACGAUCCGUAGAGUUGCGAUUUGGUCUGUACAGGAUCUAUCCUUACGGAAUCCAGCUUGUCGGUCUCUAAACCGAAUGUCUACUGGCAACCUGUUCCAGAGGCUUGCAUAGCGUGUUACAAAGGAAGUUGACUUCAACAUGCUUGGUGUUCUCGAUAUCUUUAGUACAAAAAACGUAGAUAACUACGUAGGAAUAAACAAUAUUUGAUUGCUUACUUACACGUAGAGAAGCAAAUAUCACCCACUAGCAUUCUCCAUCCAACUCUUACCUCGACAAUUGUUUCCAGUUACUGUUUGUGCUGUUGAUGUCUGCUUCCAAUUUCCCACGCAAUAUGUUGUUUGGCCUUCCUCUUUCACUCUCUCCUCCAGGAUUCCAAGUUGGCGCUCGCUUUGUGAUGCAGUUUGAUGAUUUUUGUAAUGUGUGUCCUAUCCACCUGUCAACUUCUUUUCCUAAUUUCCUCCUCAGCUGGAACCUGGUUUGUUCUCUCCUAUAGUAGGGCUGUUGCUGGCAGUAUUCGGUCAGUAGCGGACAAUGAGUAUCUUGCUUAGAUAACCCUUUAUAAAUACUUGUACGUUCCUGCUGGUAGUUGUAGUAGUUCUGGAAGUUUCGGCUCUAUACGAUAGAACUGUCUUGACGUUCCUAUUGAAAAUUCUGAUCUUGAUAAUAGCUUUUAGUCAGUCGUUUUAAGUUCCAUAAGUUCGUUACCUGGAUUUGUUGAUAUUUAUGGGAUAGAACGGCUAGGUCAUCUGCGAAGUCCAAGUCUAGUUGCAUACAAUUUGUCCAUUGUAUUCUGUUCUUUCCCUCAGAUGUGUAGGUCUUCAUAAUUCAUCCAACCACCAGAAGAAAUAGGAAUUGGGUUAGUUGGCAAUCUUGUCUGUCACCGGUCCUCACUUCGAGUGGGUCUGUCAGUAGUCCUCCAUCCACCACUUUACAGUUUAGUCCAUCGUAUGAAUUCGGUAUGAUGUUGACGAUUUUUUCAGCUACUCAAUCCAUAGUGUCGAAGAAGGUCCUAUAAUGUCCUAUCCCACUGUCAAACGCCUCAUUGUCAAGGAAUUUGAUAUAUGGUGACGAGUACCAUCCAAUUGAUUGUUCAACGAUAAUCCAUAGUGUCGCGAUUUGAUCAGUGCACGACCGAUUAUCUCGGAAUCCGGUAUGCUUUACCCGAAGUUGGGUGUCUACUGAAUCUUUCAUCCGGUUCAGCAACAUUGUUGAGAAAGUUUCCUGGUACUGAUAGUAGUAUGAUGCUUCUGUAGUUCUCACAUUUGCUCAAAUCUCUUUUCUCCGAUAUAUCGAUGAGGUAUUCUCCUUUCCAGUCUGUCUGUCUUCUUGAAUAGAACUUGGAGCAUGUUUGCAGUUGCUUCUAUGUCUGAGUUUAGUGCUUCGUCUGGUAUAUUGUCAGAUCCAUCCGAUUUCCCACUGUUGAUUUGUGUGAUGGCCACAAUUAAUUUCUUCGAUCGUUGGUGGAAUGACAUCUAUAGGAAGGUCUGUAUACACUGCUUCGAUAUCCGGUGAAUUCAAUGGAGCUGGUCUAUUCAAGAUUUCCUCGCAGUGCUUUAUCCUUAUGUUCCCCUGUUCUUCAAUCUCGGUGAUUGGCUUGUCUUCUUCGUCCUUGACUGGUCUCUCUGGCUUACUAUAUUCCCCUACCAGUUUUUUCGUCGUGUGAUAUAGUUGUUUCAUAUUUCCUCUUGUAGAACUGAUCUUUAUCAUCGUCAUUACUAUCAUUGGUGAGUACAUUACAUUGGAUAACAUUCAUUGUAAUUCCCUCCUUUGUUUUAAAGGAUGCUUUGAUGUUCCAGCAUCCAUCAGAUUGCCAUCCUACAAGUGCAUUCCGUGCUUGUUCGAACAGCAUCAGAGCAACUGCGUGAGUGUGUGGAGCAUGUUUUUGUUCGUGACCAGAGUUCGUGAGUAUCUUUCCCAAAUCUAAUGUUUUCUGUCCAGUUUGGGUUCAAUGAGUUUCACUGAUUCCGAGAACUGCCAAUUUGUAUAAUUUCCGUUGCUAUUUAACUGGUCCUCCCGGUCUCCCACAUUGUCUAGACAUUCCGUAUACCUUUAACGAAUGUUGCUCUGGUUGUUAGAAGGGGCAUCGACCUCGUGACUUCCGAAGAAUUUCGGCUUUCAUGAUGAGGCGUGAUAAUUCUUCUGAAUGAAGAUGCUUGAAUUCGGAGAACAGAGUUUAAGUGGUUUAAAUUUUUUAUUCUGGUUAGUAUUUGUAUUCAGCUAGGUUGUUUUCUACGGGAUAGGGUUGCCGACCCCACUCCCAGCCCUCUUCGUUUGUGUUGGCUUGGGACCGGCAGUAUCCCUAGAAGAGGUAUAGGCGGAGUUUUAGUUUCCACACCUGACAUCUAAUUCUUCUGGGAUUGUUUUGUUUUAAAGUAAUUGGACUCUGACCAAUAUCAUGAACUCUAAUGUAUGCACGAUUGACGACUUUUCCGAGCUUAAGGAUCUAGUUGAGAAGUCCCAUAAUGUUAAGGCAGAUGUAUCUGAUGAAAUCAAGAACUUACUUGCUAAAAGAAGUGAAAUAGAGCAUAAAUUAAAAAAGAUAAACUCUCUAAUACCUGAUUUCCAUAAGUUACAAAUAAAUGCCGAAAAUUCUUCAAGAUUGGUGGGCUGUGCUUCAAAACUUGCUCUACAGCUCAGUGGGAAAGUGGCGCAAUUAGAUUUUGUGAAAAAUCAUGUUCUUAAUUGUGUAGAUAAACUUAGUCAUAUAAUUACUGUAAGGAACAGUGCAGUUGGAGUGAAACAAUGUCUCAUUGACUCUAAAUUAGAUGAAGCCGCUGGUCACGUGUUUACUUAUCUGGAAAUGGAGAGAGACAUAAUUUCUCUUAUCUCUCGUCUAUCAGCGGAUAAUCCUGAUAAUAACCCAUUGACAACUCUGGAUGACAGUCGACAAAUCCUCGUGAAGAUGGCAAUUGGGAAAUUUGAUGAAUAUGUUUCGAAACGGGAUGAAAAGAAUAUAGUACAUUUGUUAAAGAUAUUUUUCUUAUUGGGCGAAACCAAUGAAGGGAUUCGACGAUUUUCUACAUAUCUUUGUUCAUACAUUUCAAAUAAAUGUGAAAUAUUGAUAACUACUUAUAAAUCAUCUUCAAAAUCAUCUGAAUUUGCAUCAGCUAAUCUAAUCACAGAAAUUUUAGAGUUUGUUGCGGAUACAUUGAAAAAUAAUUCAAUGUACGUCGAAACAUACUGUGGCCCAGGGAACAUAUUUGGGCUUGUAUCUUCUGUUCAUUGUGUUGUUGAUCAAUACGUCAAGUGUGUAAUCGAGCGUUUCUAUAAUUAUCAUCAUCUUGAUGAACUUUGUUCAGUGCUCAAGAAGUUAAAUAGUAAUAGUUUAAACAGCAAAAGACAUGAUUCAUCAGCUCAGUCGAUCAAUCGAGAUAAAAUAUUGGAUUCAAACGAAUUAGGAACAGAUCGCGUAUUGAUCAUUGAGCCUAUAAUUGUUGAAACGUUACAGAUCAUUACAUGUUCAGAACUUUAUUUGAGAUUUAUACAGAGGCGAAUUUCUGCUGAUAUCAAACAGUGCAAUCUUGCAGAAAAUGAUUUUAAAAAAAAAAGUACUGAAAUUUCAAAGUUUUUUGAAAAUUCACAUCUUGUUCGUCAAGUACAAGAUUUACUCAAUAAAUAUCUUAAUUUAGAACAAUAUUAUCUUUAUGUGACAAUGAUAAAGGCAUUAAGUUCAGAUGAAGUGGACUCAUCUAGUAAUACAUGGUGUUUUAUUGACGAUGUGUUUUUCAUCACUAAGAAAAGUCUUGUUCGAUCUCUUUCAUCUGGUAAUGUGGAUACUAUUUGUGCUAUGGUGAAUCAUAGUUGUUCAAUGCUAAUUGAUCUUAUGGUAAAUGAUUUUCUGGGCAACGUUAUUCGUACAGGGUUUCCUUCGGGUUGGGUACAAGAUGCAUACAGUUAUGUUCAGAAUAGUGUUGCUGUGGCUGGUUCACUUAGUUCUUCUUCAUCUAUUGCCAAUGUUUCAACAGUAUCAUCAUUUAAUAUGAUUGGACCUAAUGCGCUUACAAGAUAUCAUUUUCUAGUUACUCUUAAUAGUAUUGAAGCAUCUCAAAAAGAUUUAUUGUCUCUUGUUAAUCAUUUUGAAAAUGAAUUAAAUUUACUUUAUCAAAAUCAAGAAAUUAAUUCACAGAAACUUAAUAUGUGUAUCACGGAAUUAAAAGUUUCUAUCUCAGAUCAACUUCAAGCAUUACUUGAUUCUGCAUUCGAGUAUCUUUCAACUAGUGUUAUUCAAAGUCAAGUAAAAACUUUGUUAAAUGUUUUCAAAUCAUUGAAAUAUGAUUUAAUUGAGGAGGAUUUAGAUGUUUUCGCUGCUAAUGAUCGAUGGAUUGAAUCAUGUAUAGCUCAUAUAGAAGAUUUUCUCAAACCAUUUAGGUCUGUUUUAUCAACUGACAAUAAUGAUCGAUUUGUAUUAAUUCUUAUCAAUGAAAUUUUGCAUCAACUUGAUCAAUUUAUUCAAAGGAAAUCAUUCAAUAGAUUUGGAGCUAUUCAAUUAGAAAAAGAAUAUCGUAAUUUAUUUGCCUAUUUAACAUCAAUAUCUUAUAGUUCAUUGCGUGAUUAUUUUACGCGUAGUUUACAAAUUUGUAGACUUUUAAAUUUGGAUCGAAUUGAAGAAGUACAUUAUUAUUGGAAUAGUUCUAAUUGGCGUCUUACUGCACAUGAAGUUAGAAGUAUUCUAUCUCUAAGACGUGAUUUUGCCGUAAAUGAAAUUCGUGCACUUAAACUACAAUGAUCUUAUUUUUUGUCAAUUGUUCUCUUUUCUUUCUUUUUUCUUCUUGUUUUUAUUUUCUCUAAAUGUAUUAUAUUGUUUUUGUUUUUUUGUAAUUUUUACAAUUUAUGGGAUAUCCCAACUGUUGUUACCAUAGAAUUGGUGGGUUUUUUUAAAAAAUACAAAUUUGCUAAAGUUG